CAUCCUCCGACUUCGACAAAAAAAUUAAAUUUUUUAUCCGACGAUGGCGCUUCAGACCGGCUAUCGAUCGUCGACCACGGCGGUGCAGCAGCACGGCACGACGGAGGUGCGGCCUCGUCGCCGGCCACGGCACUCGGAGCUCCCGCCGCUUCACACCAGCUUCUCGUCGCCAGUCCGCUCAUCCGUGAUCCACCCCCCGGCGCCGGUCACGGUCGAAUACUACGCGCCGCAAUACCCGGCUGCGGCGGCCCAGCGAGCACUGCCCGCCGGUUGGUCGUCGUCGUAUCCACAGCUGCCGCCGAAUGAAUCUCCGCAGCUGCUACCGCCACCAUAUCCGAAACAUCGCCGAUUUCCCACCCUUCCUCCGCCUGGGUUCCGUACCCUGCCCAACGGAGAGAACCCUUACAACUUGGCAUCGAGGCCUACAUUUAUUGCAACGAUCCCUCCGCCUCCAGCAGUGUGGGAACGGGAGGAUUAUGUUCCAUUCGGAAGCCAUAAUCCUCUAGCUCCAACUCUAGCUUUGGCUCCGGAAACAUUACCACUGAUUCCCAGCCGGCCAUCCCGUACCGAUUCGACAAAGUCGGGUUCGGUCCAGGAUUUGGCAGAGGAGAUUGCCGCGAUGGUGCAGGCAGAGAUCGACGAGAUAGAGCAAGAACUUCUGGCACGAGGAGCAGCGAUACCCCCUCGAGAUGGCCAGAGGUUAGCGGUGGAAACUGACGUUCACUCUGCCGUCUCGGCAAAGCUCCUCGCGCCUUUCAAUGCCGUAUACGCAUACGCCGAGGUGAGCGAUCAUGAUGAGCACACGAACGAAGAUCCUGCUUCAGCCAAUGGAAAUAGAUCGUCCCCCUCGUCGUCCGUAUCUGAUCGUUCCACUCGUUCGCUGGCCUCGUUCUUUGCAAGACGCGACUCGUCGGAUACAUUCUCCAAUUGCACUCGCCCGCCUUCGGUGGCAUCGCUCGCGGAUAUUGAAGACUACAAAGUUAAAGUCGCUGGUGUUUCACUGGCCUUACCUGGGAUCGCCUGUCCGAAGGAAGUCCAGGAUGCCCCUGAUAAUUUUCGACACGCGGACAGUACUAAAGAAGCUACGGAACCUCUAUACACGCGGCAACCACUAGUUGUAUCCCCUUUGUGCUCGCCUACUUCAUCGAACCCUCCGCCUACGACUACUACCGUCGAAGGCCAGCCCGACUACCGAAGGUACAUGGAAAAGAUACCGUCGCCUCUUUCAGCUCCUCCGCUCCCAAAUAUUCCUUCUCCUCCGCCACCGAUGCGUUUACCUCCUCCUCCUCCUCCUCCCUCUUACCCGCCUCCACCGCCUCCUCUGCGUUUACAUCCGCCUCCGCCUCCUCCCUCUUAUCCGCCUCCGCCGCCUCCAAACAUUGCACCCGCGUCGUUAGUCACGACACCCACACCGGUCGCCUGCGAUUCCACGUUCCUGAUCCCCCAAACGCCAAUCGAAUCCUCCGCCGAAUCCGAAGUUACGAAGACUCCGGAACCAGACUCAGAUAAUCAUCUCAGUCUUUUCAGCCUGGUCCGUCAGACGUUGACGUUCGCCGAGAAUCUAUGGACCGAUCUCGACGAGGAGAACGUUUUUAAGGAUAACGACGAUAAAUGCAGCAUGAUGACAACAACAACAACAACAACGGAAAAGGUCACCACGACAACACAAACGUCAGAGAUAAAGAGGAUAUCUACAAUUCGACGAGUCGCCACCAUCCGGCGAAAGCGGCGGGAAGACUCGACCUCGACCGCUUGACGGCGGCGCUAUAUUUCAUAAUGUGUAUUUUUCUUUGUCUACAGGCUAUCCUGUUCGCUCUCUUCUUUGUUUUCGGAGUUCUGGCUACAUACUUCUUCUUGGGUCUCUCAUUGUUCGGUGGGCAGCGAUAUAUAUAGGUUUAUUUAUUAAUAUUUGGCAUACCGGGGAAACAAGACGUUUUCUCCUCUUUAGAAUUUCUUCUUCUUUGCUCGCGUAACUAUUGCGGAAUUUGACUAGUUUUUUUUUAAUCUUUCUGUGUCCAUCAUCAUUCGGGCCUGCAUCAUGUGGCUGGCUGACUUUUAUUUUUAUGUAUUUUAAUCAUGCAUUCUGCAUUCGACCUUACCGGUAUGAUUCCGUACUAGGUAUAUCAUGGCAGUAACAUACACACCGG
This is a messenger RNA of Tricharina praecox, 2147 nucleotides long. RefSeq lists its product as uncharacterized. Bases 44 to 1756 code for a protein of 570 amino acids. The transcript has a single exon. The record is from RefSeq and is a predicted model, not a curated record. Lineage: Eukaryota; Fungi; Ascomycota; Pezizomycetes; Pezizales; Pyronemataceae.